AGGGGAUUAGGCAGGCGGGUGCCCCUCCCCCUCCCAGCCAAUGUCACCUCCUGGCGCCCAGUCAAGUCCCCCACCCGGGGCCAGGAUUACCCUCCGAGAUCCAGGCCACCGCAAAUGACAUCACUCCCAGCCGGAGCUUAAAAUCUCCCCAUGUGAGGGGACCUGUUUCCUUCAGGCUUUGCCAUCUGACAACUCCCGCCCAGGUCCCGGGCCACCGGGAGAGCCCCGUCCCUGUUUCUGAAGGCCCGCCGACCUGGGCCGCAGUGUCCCCGAAGAUCAUGAUGGCGUAUAUGAACCCGGGGCCCCACUACUCGGUCAAUGCCUUGGCCCUGAGUGGUCCCAGUGUGGAUCUGAUGCACCAAGCUGUGUCCUACCCAAGCGCCCCCAGAAAGCAGCGGCGGGAGCGGACCACCUUCACCCGGAGCCAGCUGGAGGAGCUGGAGGCCCUGUUUGCCAAGACUCAGUACCCGGAUGUGUAUGCUCGCGAGGAGGUGGCUCUGAAGAUCAACCUGCCCGAGUCCAGGGUUCAGGUUUGGUUCAAGAACCGCAGGGCCAAAUGCCGCCAGCAGCGUCAGCAGCAGAAGCAGCAGCCGCAGCCCCCUGGGGCACAAACCAAGGCCCGUCCGGCCAAGCGGAAGGCAGGCAUGUCGCCAAGAUCCUCCUCGGACGUCUGUCCAGAUCCCCUGGGCAUCUCAGACUCCUACAGCCCCCCUCUACCCGGCCCCUCGGUCUCCCCCACCUCGGCCGUGGCCACGGUGUCCAUCUGGAGUCCCGCCUCGGAGUCCCCUCUGCCCGAGGCCCAGCGGGCGGGGCUGGUGGCGGCAGGGCCCCCUCUGACCUCCGCGCCCUACGCCAUGACCUACACCCCCGCCUCUGCUUUCUGCUCUUCCCCCUCGGCCUACGGGUCUCCGAGCUCCUAUUUCAGUGGCCUGGAUCCUUAUCUUUCCCCCAUGGUGCCCCAGCUGGGGGGCCCGGCCCUCAGCCCCCUCUCCGGCCCCUCCGUGGGCCCCUCCCUGGCCCAGUCCCCCACCUCCCUGUCAGGCCAGAGCUACGGUCCCUACAGCCCCGUGGACAGCUUGGAAUUCAGGGACCCCACAGGCACCUGGAAAUUCACCUACAACCCCACGGACCCGUUGGACUACAAGGAUCAGAGUGCCUGGAAGUUUCAGAUCUUGUAGAGGCCAGCUCUGUCUCCGCGCCUCGUCUGAACCGGCCCCGGGAGGGCGUCCCUGGGGAAGCAGGGCGGAGCUCGGGGCCUCUCUGGCUUCGUGCGUGCGCAGGGCUCACUCACCACGGCCCACCCCCUCCUCCCGGGAGGGUCUCCUCGCUCUCCGGGGGCAGGGGUGGGGGCGAGGGGCACACUUCAGUAGGUCUUAGUAACCCUCAACCCAGCCCCGGCUCGCGUGGAUUCUUAGCUGCCUUUUGAAACCGCGAGCCCCAGACUCCAGAAAUUGUCUUGGUGAGAAUUUCGCCCCGAGACGAAAUUCAAAGGCACUCGGCAAGGGGG
Herpailurus yagouaroundi (jaguarundi) is the source of this 1507-nucleotide messenger RNA. RefSeq names its product cone-rod homeobox protein. Gene Ontology annotation, molecular function: DNA-binding transcription factor activity, RNA polymerase II-specific; RNA polymerase II cis-regulatory region sequence-specific DNA binding. Bases 279 to 1178 code for a protein of 299 amino acids. The transcript is spliced from 4 exons. Gene Ontology annotation, cellular component: nucleus. Gene Ontology annotation, biological process: multicellular organism development; regulation of transcription by RNA polymerase II. Lineage: Eukaryota; Metazoa; Chordata; Mammalia; Carnivora; Felidae. The record is from RefSeq and is a predicted model, not a curated record.